This is a messenger RNA of Metarhizium album ARSEF 1941, 243 nucleotides long. RefSeq lists its product as uncharacterized. The record is from RefSeq and is a predicted model, not a curated record. The coding region runs from base 1 to 243 and encodes 80 amino acids. NCBI's taxonomy places the organism in Eukaryota, Fungi, Ascomycota, Sordariomycetes, Hypocreales, Clavicipitaceae. The transcript has 2 exons.
AUGCCUUUUGGACACAGAGCCCACCACCAGACCACCACCACCACGCGCCCCGGGCUCUUCUCCCGCCGGCCGCGCCAGGUCCAUCACCAGAAGCGGAAGCCCACCGUGAGGGACAAGGUCAGCGGUGCGCUUAUGAAGCUCAGGGCUAGCCUGACGAGGAGGCCUGGUCUCAAGGCUGCUGGCACUCGGCGCAUGCGCGGGACAGAUGGCCGCGGCGGCCACAAGCACGGCCACGCCUUCUGA